AUGCAACAGCUGUUGUGCGUCUGUUCAUUUUUGAUGUUUCCCCUGCACCGCGUGGUCUCUCUCUCUCUCUCUCUCUCUCUCUCUUCUCUCUCUCUCUCUCUCUCUCUCUCUCUCUCUCUCUCUCUCUCUCUCUCUCUCUCUCUCUCUCUCUCUCUCUCUCUCUCUCUCUCUCUCUCUCUCUCUCCCUCUCUCUCUCUCUCUCUCUCUCUCCCUCUCUCUCUCUCUCUCUCUCUCUCUCUCUCUCUCUCUCUCUCUCUCUCUCUCUCUCUCUCUCUCUCUCUCUCUCUCUCUCUCUCUCUCUCUCUCUGA
Molecule: messenger RNA, 309 nt
Organism: Monosiga brevicollis MX1
Lineage: Eukaryota; Choanoflagellata; Craspedida; Salpingoecidae
Exons: 1
Coding region: 1-309 (102 amino acids)
Source: RefSeq, a predicted model, not a curated record